Messenger RNA from Diachasmimorpha longicaudata, 804 nucleotides. RefSeq names its product GEL complex subunit OPTI. Bases 212 to 586 code for a protein of 124 amino acids. The record is from RefSeq and is a predicted model, not a curated record. Gene Ontology annotation, biological process: mitochondrial respirasome assembly. The transcript is spliced from 4 exons. NCBI's taxonomy places the organism in Eukaryota, Metazoa, Arthropoda, Insecta, Hymenoptera, Braconidae.
UCACAUUAUAAACGAUUCUAUGAUCCCCCAAUCAGGGCAUUGUUGAUGAAAACAGUCGAUAAAGGAAAUCCCAACCCCAUUGUUGGGUUAAGGUGGUUGAGGUUAUCCACAGAUCUUGGUUACCCCAGUCAGAAGCCAUAGACUGCCUUCAUCGUUUCUCAAGACAUUUUUAUACUUAAAAAUUUGUGUUACAAGUGUUAAACUCUAUGUCAUGUCUCCAUCCAAAAGUGAUAAACUCACCAAUGGCUCAAAAUCAGAGCUGAGUAUUUGGACGCGUGCAAUAACUGCCAACUCAGAGUGGCCAGACAAGGAGGAAUUUCUCGAUGUUAUCUACUGGAGUCGACAAGUCAUAGGGUUAAUCAUCGGCAUUGCAUGGGGGAUAAUUCCCCUCAAAGGCUUCGUUGCAUUGUUGCUGUUUGUUGUUGUUAAUGCUGGAAUAACGUAUUUGUAUAUUAGUAAUUUCCAACAAAUUGACGAGGAAGAGUUUGGAGGUAUCUGGGAAUUGACUAAAGAGGGAUUUAUGACAUCUUUUGCCGGAUUUUUGGUAACUUGGAUAAUAAUAUAUUCCGGAUUACACUUCGAAUGACAAAAAAGUGCGGGAAUUAAUUUCCUACUCAUGAAUUCCGCAUAAUAUGCAGGCUCGAGCACAUGGAUUCAUCUACUCGUCAUUUUCAAUACUGUACAUAGGUAUCUGAGAUCCUCGCUCGGUGUCUCCAUAUUGUUAUCCAGUAAUUCCCUCUUUUCUUAUCGAUUGAAAACUCGAAUUGUUUUAAACAAAAUAAAAUAAAUGAAUUGAUUGACUAA